AUGCCGGGUUGUUGUGUGCCGCAGUGCACCAACCACCCCAGAAAGGGAUGGAGAAUGUUUCAGUUCCCGAGGGACCCCAAGAGAAGGCUGCUUUGGACAGUAAAGACCAAGCGCGACAAGUGGCAACCGACAAACACAUCGUGCAUGUGCAGCGCUCACUUUGAACCAAGCAGCUUUGAACAGCAUCGUUCAGAUGGAUGGAAAAAGCCGAAGCCGAAUGCAGUUCCAACUCUUUUUUCAUUCAAACCUUUACCUAAGGAGCGAAAAGCACCGAAGGAGAGAGCGGCUUCAGAGAUCUCGCUCUCAAAUGGUAAAUCAGAUGCGACCCCCGUGGAAGCAAGCAGCUCGUCAUGUGAAGGAAUAACGCUAUCUGAGACCACGGAGCAGUCUCAAUUCAGACCUCCGCUUCAGGAAAAUACAUCCGAAAUGGACUCGUUCCAGGUCAGCAAUGUCAUUGCUGAGUGUCCACAGCAGGUUCAGGAUGCAGACAGGAGAGAGCAAGCCGGCGAACCUAGUGGGACCCAGACUGCUUCCUCGUAUUCUGCAGAGCUGAAGAAGCAGCUAGUGGACAUCACGAGGAAAUACACAGACCUUCAGGACCAUCAUGCUGCCGCCAGAAACAGUAUUAAGGGCCUCAAAAAUCAAGUUCAGAGGCUUGAAAGCGAAAUCAGGAAUUUUUCAAAAAAUGUCAAGUUCCUGAAUAAAGAUCAGCUCCGUGCUUCUGUCUAG
Dermacentor albipictus is the source of this 729-nucleotide messenger RNA. The record is from RefSeq and is a predicted model, not a curated record. NCBI's taxonomy places the organism in Eukaryota, Metazoa, Arthropoda, Arachnida, Ixodida, Ixodidae.